GCAACGUGUGUGGGGUUGUGGGAGCCGCGUGCUCUGGGAGGCGGCUGCGUUAGCCACCCGGGCCGCGGAGGCCUGCUGCUUCCUCGGCGUGGCCUGGUGUGCUGCUGGGAUCACCAAUUUGGUUUUCUCGCAGUAGACGAGGCCUGCUCUCACUUGGUCGCAAGGAGUGGUGAGUGCUGCACCAGUAGAAGAGCUCGUCUGCUCCUGCAGGCCGCGUGCUCUCCUGGCCAGUACCACAAGUUCGUUCCUGGCUGUGGUGUGCGUGUGCGUGUGCGUUUCAGUCCGCCCCACGCUCCAGCAGUUGCCUUUGCCUUGCGUUGAGCUCCUGCUAUUUAGCAGUAUAGAACCACGCGGCAGCUUACACAGCUGAGGCUUAUUCCCAGAUACAACCUUCAGAAUAAGCACGAUGCCCCCCAAAAAAGGAUUAGGCGGCACCAAGGGGAAAGGAAAAGCCCCCCGUUCCCAGCCUAAAAGAGUUAGGCACCGGGAUGAUUCCUCAGAAGAAGAGUUAGAUCCUCAGGUGGCCGCCUUACUAGCGAAGGUGCAGGCUCUAGAAAGGAGUAGGGGGAUAGAUCCUACACCAAUAGCGCACCCUCAGCCACGGAGCGCGAGGCCCCGAGAAACACGCAACCAAACCCAGGCUAAUCUAAUUCAAUCUCUAGCAGCUAGAAUUGAAGCCAUCGAGCCUCAGCCUGCCCGGACGGAGGAACAGCUCGAUACCUCUGCGCGAGAUACCAUCAUGUGCAGCGCGGAGCCCAGCUUUUCUCGGCAGCAGACACAAGCUCCGCCAGAGGGGACGCAGCAUACAACCAUCGUCCCUGCCCUGCAAAACUCAGGUGCUGCGCUUCAGAGACCUGGCACCAUGGGCGCGCCAGCUGCCGGAGCCCAUGCCUCCUGCCCUGUGGGACAUUGGCAACGUGAAGUUGAGCGCGCGGUAUGGCAAUCAGUAGCACCGAGUACUAAGGCGUCUUACCAGCGCGCAGAUUGCGAGGCACGACGGUCGCCUGUUCGCGUUGUCAUAUGCGGCCACAGCAUGGUCUUCUGGGCCGGCAGAAGAGCAGCUACCUCUUCAUUUGGAUCCCAGCUGGGCUUCAGCCAACGCGCCAACAUUCAGUGGUUGGGUAGACGCGGAAUGCGUUGGGAACGAUUGCUCCCCACUUUAUUUCAGGACACACCUGCAGCGGCGCCACCCCAGGUUCUCAUCAUCCACCUUGGAGGAAAUGACCUGGGGCUCCUCAAGGGCAAGGCAUUAAUUUUGCAGGCUAUUGCCGAUUUCAAGAUCAUUCGGCAGCGGUGGCCCAGAGUGCGCAUUGUGUGGUCCUGCAUACUACCCAGAUUUAUAUGGCGAUCCGGCGACAUUAAGCCUAUGGAGAGGGCCCGGCGGCGGGUCAAUAGCGAAAUAUUCCGCGAACUAAGCAGACAUGGGGAUCUCAGCAUCACACAUCCCACCAUUACACUGACACGGAGGGAGCUUUAUCGACAGGAUGGCGUACACCUGUCGGACAUUGGUAACGAUUUAUUUUUGUACGAUCUGCAAAGGGCCCUAGGUGUUGUUUUAGGUAGUUGGGGGGUGAGCGACUAAGCAAGUGGCUUGCCGCCCCCUGUGGCAGGUAGGGAAGGGCAUCCAGAGGGAAUAUAAUGGCGAGCUUCCAAGGCACUGUUACAGUGAUAGGUGACUCCCGAGGGCUCUCAGUGUUGAGCCUUGUGGCCAGGCUGGGGGAUAAGGAUCACCUUUGAGGCCGACCUCUCUCACCCACCUUGAGCCCGAUGGGGGCAUGGGUUGGGGGUGACAAGGGAAGGUCUCCCACCCCACGCAGGGGAUGGACAGCCGGGCGGCGAUACUGAGCGCCACCCGCUGGCCAUGGAAAGCUCGCCCUAUCGCUUAGUAAGGCCUGAUGCAGGCCUGGCUGGAUGCCCGGUUGGAACCCUUUGCAGAUCUUGAAUAAAUGUGGCCCAGUUUAACUCCAGCACUUGUGUCGUCUCUUAUUUCUUGCGUCCGUCCCACAAGGCCCAUUCUGCCAUGCCCGGCAAAGCCUGGGCAUGGGGAGGGAUUUGUGGGCGGGGUAAGAGAGAGACGGGGCCAUCCUGCUGAUGCAGGAUUUUGCGUCAUUAAGGCUGGGAGGGGUUUGACCAGGUAAAAGGUCGUGGCUCACCCUCCCAAGCCCUCUUGCUUUCGCUGCUCCCUCCCUCCCUCCCUGUAGACAGUGUGAUAUAUUGGUCGCCAUUAGGGGGCCGAGUAGGAAUUUUUUGCUCAUGCUCUGAUUUGGGCGUGAGUUGUUUCGCCUACUCCAUACUGUAAGACAUCAGGGGAGUAUAACUAGGUCAAUUUGGCUGCGCUUUAAUUUGGUCACGUAACUUUUGGCAGGUAGGGAAGGGCAUCCAGAGGGAAUAUAAUGGCGAGCUUCCAAGGCACUGUUACAGUGAUAGGUGACUCCCGAGGGCUCUCAGUGUUGAGCCUUGUGGCCAGGCUGGGGGAUAAGGAUCACCUUUGAGGCCGACCUCUCUCACCCACCUUGAGCCCGAUGGGGGCAUGGGUUGGGGGUGACAAGGGAAGGUCUCCCACCCCACGCAGGGGAUGGACAGCCGGGCGGCGAUACUGAGCGCCACCCGCUGGCCAUGGAAAGCUCGCCCUGUCGCUUAGUAAGGCCUGAUGCAGGCCUGGCUGGAUGCCCGGUUGGAACCCUUUGCAGAUCUUGAAUAAAUGUGGCCCAGUUUAACUCCA
Messenger RNA from Elgaria multicarinata webbii, 2722 nucleotides. RefSeq lists its product as uncharacterized. NCBI's taxonomy places the organism in Eukaryota, Metazoa, Chordata, Lepidosauria, Squamata, Anguidae. The transcript has 3 exons. The record is from RefSeq and is a predicted model, not a curated record. The coding region runs from base 407 to 1582 and encodes 391 amino acids.